UAAAAAGGACUGAGAGGUUGGACUAUAAAAAGGAAGGAUUUGAGAGCGUUCACAUCUCCUCUCCGGAUCUCCUCUCACAGGGUUGAUUAAGUCUGUUUUCCUCUCUGUUCAUGAUGCGGCUUUAUGGAGCUCUGAUCCUGUUCAUGAUUCUGUCCACAGCAUGUGGAUUGAAAUGCUACACGUGUGUAACUCCUCACCCUACACUCUGCAGACGGAUUUCAACUUGUCCUGAACCCCUGGACCGUUGUUUUGCCGUCAAUGUCUCAGGUAUCCUCACUAAGGGCUGUCGAAGAAGUAUUAACUGUGUAAGACGUACGCAUUGCUGUGAGGAGGACUUGUGUAACAGCACCAUACCCACUGGUCCCAGUGCCAUCCUCCUGCUGGUAUCCUCAGCCAUCACUUCACUCUUUCUCUGAGGCUCUGGAGCAUCUACAGCUGAGAAUAUCAAAAUACUUUUUUUUUUAUAAAACAAAUUUGUAUGACUCAAGACCAAUAAUAGAUUAAACCUAAUAAUUUACUGAAUAAAACCACUAUAUGAUGAACUAUUAAUUUGUUUAAUUCCCAUGGUUCUUCUUUUUAGUUCCUUAGGUUUAACAUUACUAUUUCAAGCAAUAUAUAGCCUAGCUUUGUUAUGAAGCCAUAAUUAGAAAGUUGAGCGACAAAACAAGACUUAGAAUAUGAGUAACUGUGUGCAAAUCAAUAAAUUAUAUUGUUAAUUGUUGAUCCUGAAGAUUAUUGAAACAGACCACCAUGUGUUUUGUUAUUUUUAACACUUACAACUGCAAAGUGCUCAUAACUCUCCCUGGCAGACUUAAGAGAAACUAAAGGAACUCAUGUUGAAAUAAACUUGCCCCCAAACUUUAA
This is a messenger RNA of Seriola aureovittata, 864 nucleotides long. RefSeq names its product lymphocyte antigen 6G-like. The transcript is spliced from 3 exons. Lineage: Eukaryota; Metazoa; Chordata; Actinopteri; Carangiformes; Carangidae. Bases 111 to 416 code for a protein of 101 amino acids. The record is from RefSeq and is a predicted model, not a curated record.